AUGCAAAGGCUGCGACAAGAGUCGCGGGCGAAUCACGGGGCAGAAGCGGCGCCCAGAGAGCAGCGCGGAAAUAGGCCAAUAGUCGAGAGAUUGGGGGCAAGGAACCAGGCCGAUACAGAUACCAAAUCGCCUGAUAGGCGAAAUGCCAAGGUAAGGAAGGUAUGGAUGCCAAAGGGCGAUAAACAGGUGGCCGAUGUGGCCGUCACGGCAGUAGUUAACGAGAAGGACGAAGAUUCCAGCGGCCGAUCAUCCUAUAAGGACGUACUCGUAUCGCAUCAGGGUGGCCAGCUUAAAGCAAGAUUGCCCAAAGGCCGCGAGGUCGUCGUCUCGCACAAGAAGGGAGUGUUGAAAGCUUGGGUCCCAGUGGUGAGGGACGAAUACGGAGUAAAGGUGGUCACGCUCCCCAACUCAUACAGAAGUAAGCCAGGGCAGAAGGCGACAUUGGAAGGCGAUGUAAUCGUGCCGGAAGGACAUAGCGCCGACAGUACCGCGGUAGUAUCUCUUAGCAAGCCUCCAAUAAGGAUGAUCAGGCACAUUCGGCCACUGUACAUCAAGGCCGAUUUAAACGGGGUAUCGAUUAACAGGGUCCUUAUUGAUAACGGGGCUGGCGUUAACAUACUACCGGUGAAAAUGCUCAAAAAACUGGGCAUAACGCGGGAUCAGCUUGACCCGACCGAUGUUUACAUGACUGACUUCGCGGGAGGCGAGACGCCGGCUGAAGGGUACAUCACCCUCCGAAUCAAGUGCGCAACCCCAACCCCUUCGGCCUGUAUCAGUGACCCUCGGGGGCAAAGGCCGAUCCACCAUCCUCAGAGAUUCACAAUGAUGACACGACAUAAAGAAUUGAGGGAGAAAAUUAGACAGCUGACCUCGCUAUAUGAUAUUUCAUCGGCCGAAUGCAUCUACGAGGACCAAGAUCAAGACCCGACAGGAUCAUUGCGAAUUGAGGACAUACGGCUGGCAACCGGGAAACUAGAAGAUGAUCCCGCCCAAGUACAAGACGACAUCUUUGAGGUGAAUCUGGGGACAGAUGAUUCGCCGAAGCCGAUAUAUAUCAACGCAGGACUGGACGAGGGAUUCAGAGAACAACUGGUCGCCCUACUCGUGGAGUUCCGCGACUGUUUUGCCUGGUCGUAUGAUGAGAUGCCGGGCCUUGACCCUGAUAUCGCCGAGUAUAAACUUCCAUUGAAAAGUGGGUUUCGGCCAUUUCGGCAACCUCCCCGGCGAAUGUCCAGGGAAGUGGAUACUCUCAUCCAGGAUGAGAUUAAGCGGCUGGAAGAUGCCAAGUUUAUUCGGGAAGCCCAGUACACCGAGUGGCUCUCUAACAUCGUACCAGUGAUGAAGAAAAACGGGAAGCUACGAGUGUGCGUAGAUUUUCGAAACCUCAACCUGGCCACACCCAAGGACGAAUACCCGAUGCCGGUGGCCGAUAUGCUGAUCGACAGGGCAGCUGGACACACGAUACUCAGGGCAACAUACCAGAGGGCAAUGAACAAAAUGUUCAGAGGCCUUGACUGCCUUGAGGUUUGCAUCGACGAUGUCGUAAUCAAAUCAAAUACCGGCGAAAUCCAUCUAGCCGACCUCCGGAAAGGUUUCGAACGUAUACGACGCAAUGGGUUAAAGAUGAAUCAUCUGAAAUGCGCAUUCGGCGUUUCGGCUGGAAACUUCUUGGCGGGCCGGCUUCGCAGCUGGAGUGUUUUGCUGAGAGGAAAAGAGACCGAUGAGUGGAUAUGGACGGACGAGCAACAGAGGGUGUUCGACGAUUUAAAAGGUUACUUAGCAAAACCUCCGGUUAUGACCCCUCCAAAGCCGAAUAAACCGUUAUUACUAUAUCUAUCGGCUGCACACGAAUCUCUAGGAUGUAUGCUCGCCCAAGAGGACGAUGAGAUUGAGAGAGCAGUCUACUAUUUGAGCCGAGGACUGACGGGCACAGAAAUUCAUUAUACCGACAUAGAAAAAAUGUGUCUAUGCAUGUACUUCACGUGCUGCAAGCUGCGAUACUAUAUGUUGCCGGUCGUAGUGUAUGUUUUGUCCCAGACCGAUAUCAUUAAGUAUAUCUUAUCAAAACCAUACCUAAGGAAUCGGAUUGGAAAAUGGGCGAUUGCAAUGUCCGAAUUCACAUUGGUGUAUGUUCCCCAAAGAGCAGUAAAAGGACAAGUGUUGGCAGAUUUCUUGGCCGAUCACCUUGGUAUUACCCUCAAGGAAGAAACAGUCACGUUCUUCGACAUCACCGUGUGGAAGAUGUGGUUCGACGGAUCCAGGACAAGCCAGGGGGCAGGCGCGGGAGCAGAAUAUGAGGCCCUCAUAUUCGGUUUCGAGGUUUUAGCCGAGCUAGGGGCAAGGGCGAUCAGCGUAAAAGGAGAUUCUUUGCUAGUCAUUAAACAAGUGACAGGAGAAUUCAAAUGCGAGUCCGAGCUAUUGGGAAGGUAUUGCAACAAGGCGAAACACUUGAUCGAAGGCUUUCAGGAUACAAGGAUAGAAUACACAGAGAGGGCUGAUAACGGCGUUGCAAAUGACCUAGCUCAGCACGGUAGUGGUUACAAGGUGAACCGAGAGUUCGACGCUAUAGAGAGGGAAACGCCGAAUCUCCACACCGGGGGCAUCACGAUCGACGAAAGACAAUUCUCGGUUUACCAGCUGGACGUCACCCAAGAUUGGAGGGUCGAGCUCCUGAAAUGGUUCGAAAAGCCAGAUCUCACGGAUAGGAGGUUGAGAACGUUGGCCCUGAAUUACGUUGUGUUAGCCGGCGAACUAUAUAAGAAAGGCUUUGAAGGGCUACUCUUCAGGUGCAUCGGUCCAAAAGAAGCCAUGCUUGUAAUGGCCGAGGUACACGAAGGAAUAGCAGGUGCUCACCAGGCGGGUCCCAGAAUGAGGUGGUUGAUCCACAAAUACGGUUUUUACUGGCCGAAAAUGGAACAGGACUGCGGAAGAUAUACCCUGGCUCGUCAGACGGUCAUACUUUUUGUGAUUAUCGCCACAUGCUAUUUUACCAAAUGGGUCGAAGCUAAACCUUUGAAGUCACCGACACAAGAAGCGGUGAUCAAGUUCUUCAAAGAAUACAUCGUCCACCGACACGGGUUACCCGAGUCUAUAACCACAGAUCAAGGGACGAUGUUCACAGGAGGCGACAUAAGUUGGUGGGCCUCCCAAAUGAAGAUAAAAAUGUUACAUUUAACGCCGUACUACGCCCAAGCCAACGGACAAGCCGAAGCCACAAACAAAACAAUCAAGCUCAUAGUUCAAAAGAUGAUUGAAGAAAACCCGAGACAAUGGCAUGUGUUUUUAUCAGAAGCCGUUUGGGCGAAUAGAACCAGUCAGAAGUCGGCUACUGGGACCUCACCUUUCAGACUGGUAUAUGGCUAUGAUGCGAUGUUGCCAAUGGAGCUAACUGUCACGUCUACUCGCCGCAAAUACCAGAGCGAAUUGUCCAAAGACGACUACUUCGACAAGAUGGUGAUUGAUUCUCUUGACUUUGACGAAGAACGUUUGACGGCGUUAGAUCACCUCGAAGCCCAGAAAAGAAGGGUCGAGAGAGCUUACAACAAACGAGUGAAAAGAAAGACAUUUUCGGUGGGCGACAUAGUGUGGAAGGCAGUCUUGCCUAUCGGCCAUAAAGAUACUCGACUGGGCAAAUGGAGCCCCAACUGGGAAGGCCCCGUUAUUGUGGUUUCGAAGUUAACAGGCGGCGCUUACUUGCUGGCGAACAUUGAUGGGGAAGAACACGACAGGGCAAUCAACGGUCAGUUCCUAAAAAAAUACGUCCCUAGUUGUUGGGAGGGCGUAGCCCGUCGUUUAUUUGGAGCCAACGAGGAAUAG
Messenger RNA from Mercurialis annua (annual mercury), 3816 nucleotides. RefSeq lists its product as uncharacterized. Gene Ontology annotation, molecular function: RNA-DNA hybrid ribonuclease activity; nucleic acid binding. The record is from RefSeq and is a predicted model, not a curated record. The coding region runs from base 1 to 3816 and encodes 1271 amino acids. The transcript has 6 exons. Lineage: Eukaryota; Viridiplantae; Streptophyta; Magnoliopsida; Malpighiales; Euphorbiaceae. Gene Ontology annotation, biological process: DNA integration.